UCCUGCAGGGCUCGUUCGUGGGCAGAAGACACGGUGCUUGUACACAUCAUUUGCCGUUUCUCACACUCAACAAACAGAUCAUCUGCAAGACAGCUGCUGCAUGCGCAGUGGACGGCCGCCUUAUCCGCUGACUCCUGAACUUUGCAAAAUUAGAAUAUUUUAGCACAUUGACCAAUCGAAUCCCGACACCUGCACGUAGACAGCGAGCUCUGCAGAGGAUCCCCGCGGCUGCUAAGGGAUUCGAUUCAAGCUUAACGUCCGUUGGCAGAAAGGGACUUUUCUCUAAACUCCCCCAGGGCACGGCUGUGCUAAUACCAGACUCACCGGAGCGGUUUCACUUCAUCAGACGUUGUUGCCACAGAUCAGCAGGAUCCCGUCAUGACGGACACGGUGUUUGGGAACAGUUCGGACCGCUGGGUCUGUCCCAACGACAGGCAGCUCACCCUCCGAGCCAAUGAAAAGGAACAGAUCGGAACGGGAUGGUCAGUCCACUCCAGCCAGACCGAGAGGCAGAGGAAGAAUGAGGAGCUGACUGAUGAGGAGAAGGCGAUCAUCAACAGCGUGAUCGCCAGGGCUGAGAAGAUGGAAGCCAUGGAGCAAGAGCGCAUUGGGCGGCUGGUGGAUCGUUUGGAUUACAUGAAGAAGAACGCGUUGGGGGAUGGGGUCUCGCGCUGCGUUCUAUGCGGGGAGCAGCUUGGCAUGCUGGGGGCUGCCGCUGUCGUCUGCGAGGACUGUAAGAAGCACGCCUGUACAAAGUGUGGAAUUCAGUGCAGCAGUCGACCCGGCUCCAUAUGGCUGUGCAAGAUCUGUAGUGAGCAAAGGGAGGUGUGGAAGCGCUCUGGGGCCUGGUUCUUCAAGGGCUUGCCCAAGCAGGUCCUGCCCUCCCCGAUGCCGAUCGGUGAGGAGAAAGAGCCGAAGAAAGCCGGCUCCACUGAGCCCCCUGUUCAGGAACAAAGAGCCAGCAGCUAUCCGCGGGCACAGGUCCGAGGCCCAGCAGAGGCUCCCCCUCAGCUCACAGAGCAGCAUCCCCAAGGUGAGCCAGAGGAGAGGAGAGCUGGGGGCAGGAGAUCAGUGAAAUCUCGUGAUGCCAGCCACCACGAAACUGAUCGAGGGGGAUACAGCUCGGAGGAGGACGGGGCUGUCGGUGCCUAUCGAGGUGCCAGGAAAGGAAUGAGACCACAGAGGUCCGAGGCCGGCACAGAGAGCACUGGCAGAGGAGGCUACCCCCCGGUGGCCCGGAAGCCUCAGGAGCUGCGCUCCGCCCCCAGCGGGAGCGAGUACGGCACGGGGGAUCCCGAAGGCCGAGACUCCUACCACAACAAAGCCGAAAGUGAGGUCAAUAGGAGCCCUGUAGCUGUAAAGCGAGCCAACUCUGUCCAGGCCUCCAGACCAGCUGCAGCCCCCUCUGCAAUGGCUCAGCCAGGUGGCAGAGUAGCUCAGAACCCGCCUUCUCGAUACGCUGAACAGAAGCAAGGAGGUCAGCCCAUGGCUCCGGGACAGAUGGACAGUGGCUAUUUGAUCACGCCACAGCGGGACGAGAGAGCUGCCGCCCCGGUCAAGGAGGAGAGGAGGCAGUCGGCCCCCUACACCCCUGUCUCAGCCCCCCUAGCACAAGCCCCCCCAGCCCGGCACCAGCCCCCUCCUCCUCCCCCUGAGGAGGAUGAAGAAGAGGCCAACAGCUACGACUCGGACGAAACCACAACUCUGGGUGCGCUGGAAUUCAGCCUGCUGUAUGAACAGGAGAGCAGUUCAUUGUACUGCACCAUCAUAAAAGCCAAGGGAUUAAAGCCCAUGGACUCCAAUGGGCUGGCAGACCCCUAUGUCAAACUGCACCUGUUGCCCGGAGCCAGUAAGUCAAACAAGCUGCGCACCAAGACUCUGAGAAACACUCGCAAUCCCACCUGGAAUGAGACUCUGGUUUACCAUGGGAUCACAGACGAGGACAUGCAGAGAAAAACACUGAGAAUCUCUGUGUGUGACGAGGAUAAAUUUGGACACAAUGAGUUUAUUGGAGAGACCAGGAUGCCCCUGAAGAAGCUGAAGUUGAACCAGAAGAAGAACUUCAACAUCUGUCUGGAGAGAGUCAUCCCUAUGAAACGUGGAGGAACAGUCGGCUCUUCACGUGGCAUUGCUCUCUAUGAGGAAGAGGCAGAUCACAGUGGAGAGGUGGAGGAGCGGGGAAGGAUCCUGGUCUCUCUCAUGUACAGCACCCAGCUGGGGAGGCUGAUUGUGGGCAUCGUCCGCUGUGUGCAUCUGGCAGCCAUGGACGCCAACGGCUACUCGGACCCCUUCGUCAAAAUCUGGCUAAAGCCAGACAUGGGGAAGAAGGCUAAAAACAAGACCCAGAUUAAGAAGAAGACUUUGAAUCCUGAGUUCAAUGAGGAGUUUUUCUAUGACAUCAAACACAGUGACCUGGCUAAGAAGUCUCUCGAUAUCUCAGUGUGGGAUUAUGAUAUUGGCAAAUCCAAUGAUUAUAUAGGAGGAUGCCAGCUGGGCAUCACAGCCAAGGGGGAGUACCUGAAGCACUGGUAUGAGUGUCUGAAGAACAAGGAUAAGAAGAUUGAGCGCUGGCACACCCUUGUGAACGCGAACCACGUCUCUAGCGACUAGAGGCCCUGCAUGAGCAAUGCCACCUCUUUCUCUCGCCGUCUUUACCGACCCUGUGCUCCGUUUUCUACAGCAGUCUUGUCUUCCAGAGCACCUGCUCCCCUGGGAACGCUUCUGUCCGCUCAAGUCCUUCCCUCCCAUGUAGGCUUCCUCUCUGCUACGAAGGGGUUUGCUUUCUUCUGUUCCAAAUCGACUGGUCAUUCUAUUUAUGUAAAUAUAUAUGUUUGUAUUUCACUGCAGCAACAACAGUAUGGAAGUAGCUGGAGUAAAAGGUAGCUGUAAUGGAAUAGCUGGAAAAUGUAAACGGUAUUUAAAUGGAGCACUGUUUUUAGCAAAUUGGGUUUACUUUAAAACAUUUGUCUAGUAUGCAGUUUCUUUAGUUUUGCUCUGCUAUGAUUAUAGACGGACUGCUAGAUAUUUUUACUUUUCAGUGCUUUGUAAACAGGGAAAUCUUUUUUUUUUCUUUUCUUGGUGCACCCAGUAUAAAAACAAAAGUAACUUUUUCUUCUGAUGCAAUAUUUCUAUGUUACUUAUGUGCUGUACGGAUACAGUUUGCUUUCCUAGCAGUGCUCGAGAACAGAUUUGAAAGAUACACUUUGACAGGAGUGACUGGUUUAGGAGGGAGGUGGAGUUUCUCAAUGUUCCAUCUCAUGUAAUAUUACUUCCAUUUUAUGAUUUUGAUCAUAGUGUUUCUGCAAAAGCAUCAAGCGGCUAGAUUACUGUCUUAGAUUUCAGCCUGACCUCUAAAGGAGAGAACAAUCCUCUCUCUAUGUUUACAUGGACAAGGAAUCAUUCCUCUUUUAAAUGAUUGUUUUGAAUCCGAGAUCUAUUGGGUUUGGAAGCAUCAGAGCUUCUGAACCGAUGCAGUUAAAUCUGCUUAAAACCCCCAAUCAGAUUCCAGCUCCAAACUGCUUGACAUGCAGAAUAUAUAGAGGAUUUGGGAAAUUCCUUGAACAGGUAGUUUGAAUCUGAUUAGAUUGUGCAUAUACUUGAGCUUCAUGUCUGGGUCAUCUUCCCAUCAGGCCCUUUUGAAAUCUGUUCAGGAUCUCUGUUGAAACUUAGAAACAGUGGUGCAAAACAUUGUUAGUUGCCAAAUGUAAAAUUUAGCUUAGAAGUGUAUAAGUAUUGAAGUGUCAGUCUAAUCGCUGGAAAUUAUAUGAUACUGAGAAAAAACUAAACAAAAUAAUUGUUUACAUUCAGAUUGCAAAUAUUUUCACCUCAAGAUUUCCCCUGCUGCUACAUAAGGGUACCAUAUUCUGUGGAUCUGUUUGAUUAUCUCCCUGUAAUUAUACCCGGCAUGUAACGUCCCGUUCAGAAACACUGGCAUGGAUGUAUAGGCCUACAGUCCCAUGCAGAGGGAGUGCAUAUUCGUAUUGGCACUGUCCUACAUCCUACUCACAAUAUUUAAUAUUAUUUAUAAUGGAUAGAUUUUCUUUCUGUUUUUUUUUUUCUCCUGUAAAUUGCCAAUUUGUAGAUAAUCCUUAGCUCUUGUUGGUUGUGCCUGAAAUUUUCAGAUGCCCUCAUGUAGGUCCCCCCUGUUACCCACUCUGCCAACUCCACUAAAAAGCUACUCUUUUUGGGUACUUUAUCCUAUUUUUUCAACCAUUUCUACUAUUGUAACUGUAAUGAUCAGUGACCCCCCCCCCCCCCUUUCAGUGAGAUGAGGUUAAAAACGCUAAAAUCUCAGAUGCAAACAGGCCCGUCUCUUUUGCACUGUGGUUAAGACACUCACUUGCCCCCCACCACCCCCUACAUACAAUGAGCACCUCUGAGCCUUUCCACUCCAAGAGGUCUAUCCAUUGUAGAACUCACACUGCAAGAACAUAUUCCUCAUUGAUCACUAGAUGCCUGAGAGACAGUUCUAAAGUCCACAGAUUACUGGGCCUUUAUAUACAAGGUGCUGUUGUAUACUUGCCUACAAACAAGUUUAUAUGACUGCCUUUGCAAAGGUUACCAGUCUAAGAGAGAGCCUGCUGUAGACACAGGCACUGAGAAUGCUUUACUGUCUGGCUGGGGCUUCCUUAGUGCUGCUGGAUCUGUCAACAAGCAGGUUAUACAUUAUUGACCAUGUGGCAUACACUGAACUGUAAGCCUGAUCUGGCAUUCUGGUCUUUUGGCAUUCAGAAUUAUGAAAGUUAAUUUUGCUCUCUGUUAUCACGUCAAUGGAAUGGGGAGAAGGGCAAUGCCAAUUCGUGCUCCUAAACCACAUUCAAACGAGCCAGUCUUGGAUAGGCAGUAUGCUCCUGAUUGUGCAUGAAAUCUGAAUGUCUGACAGUAGUAUUCAUCAUGCUUUGUGCACAGAGUAUUCAUGUCUUAGACACAGAGUUGCCUGCAUUUAAGUAGAGCUGAGCUUUUCUUGAGGUUUGGGAUACAAUAACCUGCAAAAUCAAGGAAAGCACACAUUGUACAGUGGAAUGACCUCAGUCCUUAUAUGGCAGUCCGCAAGUUUCAUUAAAAAAAACCCUAUGCAUGAAA
This is a messenger RNA of Polyodon spathula (Mississippi paddlefish), 5082 nucleotides long. RefSeq names its product rabphilin-3A-like. The record is from RefSeq and is a predicted model, not a curated record. Gene Ontology annotation, biological process: intracellular protein transport. Bases 379 to 2610 code for a protein of 743 amino acids. The transcript has 24 exons. Gene Ontology annotation, cellular component: membrane. Lineage: Eukaryota; Metazoa; Chordata; Actinopteri; Acipenseriformes; Polyodontidae. Gene Ontology annotation, molecular function: small GTPase binding.